AUGUCGGACGCCGUUGAGACCAAGAAGGCUGUCGCAACCGAGGGCACGCUCGAGAAGACCGCCUCGUCGGGGCAAAGGUCGAGCGAUGCUGAGUUUCCCGCCGAGGCUCAGGUCGAGGCCGACCUGAACGUCACCGAGCAGGAUCUCAGCGAGGCUAAGGAGUUGGCGAGUCGACUGACACUCGAGGAGAUCCGGCCCAUGAUGGAGAAGGUGCUGCUGAUCCACGAGCAUGACCCAAACUUCCCGUACACGAUUAUUCAGAGGAUCAAGUCCUUCCUAGCGAACGACGCUGUUUUCGAAAAUCCCGAAAAACAUGCCGUGUUGAUCGAGGAGAUGAAACUUGAGGCUGCUCUGAUCACCGUGAACAGCCCUUACGCUGAGGUCAGGGCUGUUGUCGACAAUCACGACGACGCCGAUAUACCUUGUGGAACGAUCCGUGCUUGGGUCCUUGGUUGUGGAUUCUCGAUUCUGUUGGCCUUCAUCAAUCAGCUGUUCUCGAUUCGCCAACCAACCAUCACCGUCCAGGCGAACGUUGCUCAGCUGCUUGCCUAUCCCCUAGGCAAACUGUGCGAGAAGACCCUGCCCGAUGUUGGCUUCACCCUCUGGGGCAUUCGUCACAGUUUAAACCCUGGAAAAUUCUCCAAGAAGGAGCACAUGCUCAUCACCAUCAUGGCCAAUGUCUCGUGGAACUACCCCUAUACCAAUAACAUCAUCUGGGUGCAAUACCUUCCAUCGUACUUCAACCAAAGCUACGCGGGCCAGUUCUCUUACCAGAUCCUUAUCGCACUCUCAACCAACUUUAUCGGCUAUGGAAUGGCUGGCAUGAUCCGCAGAUUCCUGGUGUAUCCAUCCUACUGUGUUUGGCCAGCAUCGUUGGUCACCAUCGCACUGAACUCCGCUUUCCACAACGACAAGACGGGGCCUGUGGCAUCUCCGUUCGGGAGGGUAUUCACCAUGUCUAGAAUCAAGUUUUUCGCCGUCACCUUCGCAGCUAUGGGGGUCUACUUUUGGUUCCCCAACUAUAUCUUUACGGCCUUGAGCAUCUUCAGCUGGAUGAGCUGGAUCGCACCUAACAAUCUGAACCUGAACACCAUCACUGGAUUCAACAACGGACUUGGCAUUAACCCAUGGCCGACAUUUGAUUGGAACAUCUUGCUCUUCGACUACACCGACCCACUGAUGAUUCCCUUCUUCAGCACCUUUAACAAGUUCAUCGGCGCCACCAUCUCCAUCUUUGUUACUGCUGCCAUAUGGUAUACAAACACGUGGAGCACUGGCUACCUGCCCAUCAACUCGAAUCGGGUCUUUGACAAUACAGGAGGUCUCUACAAUGUCACUCGUGCUGUGGACAGCCGAGCACUGUUCGACGCCGACAAAUACGCGGCGUAUUCUCCGCCUUUCCUGUCUGCGAUGAACCUUACCGUGUACAUGUUCUUCUUCGCCAUUUAUACCGCCACGAUCAGUUACGCAUAUCUCUAUCACCGACACGAGAUCAUGAUGGGGUUCCGCAACCUGAUCAACAGCUUUCGCAAGAACAAGGACAGCAAUGUUGGGCAGUAUUCUGACGUGCAUAAUCGACUGAUGGCCAAAUACGCGGAAGUGCCAGAAUGGUGGUAUACCAUUAUCAUCGUUGUCGCCAUAGCGGUCGGGUGCGCCGGCAUCGCGGCCUGGGACACGUACACUUCACCCGGAGUGAUCUUCUACGGCUUAGCAUUGUGCGCAAUAUUCGUCAUCCCCGUCGGCAUCAUCAAGGCAAUGACAGGUGUCGAAGUUACGCUCAAUGUCAUCGCCGAGUUCAUCGGUGGUUCCUGGGUCCAGGGCAACGCCCUAGCCAUGAACUUCUUCAAGAGUUUUGGCUAUGUCACCUGCGCACACGCCCUGUGGUUCUCGAAUGACCUAAAGCUCGCCCACUAUGUGAAGAUCCCGCCCCGCCAGACCUUCAUGGCGCAGAUGAUCGGCACCCUGCUCUCCACUUUCGUGUGCACUGGUGUCCUCAACUUCCAGAUGAACCAGAUACCUGGUGUUUGUACACGCGAAGCCCCGAACCGUUAUACAUGCCCUGGAAUCAACACCUUCUUCACCGCAUCGGUCCUGUGGGGCACCGUUGGACCCGUCAAGGUUUUUGGUAAAGGAGGUCUUUACCCUGCUCUGCUCGUCGGCUUUCCUCUGGGUUUCGUCCUUCCCAUCGCCUUCUUUUUCAUCCAGAAGAAGUACAAGAAGGGGUGGCUGCGCCAGGUGCACCCUGUCGCCAUGUUCUACGGCGCUCUUUCGUUGGCACCUUAUAACCUGUCGUACAUCUGGCCUGCUGUUCCGAUCGCCUGGUUCUCCUGGGUGUACUUGAAGAAGCGCUACCUAGCCUUUUGGUCCAAGUACAACUUUGUUCUAUCCGCCUCCUUUAGCAGCGCCAUUGCCAUCUCCGGAAUCAUCAUCUUCUUCACCGUUCAGUGGCUGCAGGUAGAGCUGGACUGGUGGGGCAACAGUGUCACCGCCCAGGGCUGUGAGGACGAGGCCUGCACACUGUUUACCGCCGCUGAGGGGGAAUACUUUGGUCCCCGCUUAGGCGAGUUCCACUGA
Neoarthrinium moseri is the source of this 2574-nucleotide messenger RNA. RefSeq lists its product as uncharacterized. The transcript has 6 exons. Gene Ontology annotation, molecular function: oligopeptide transmembrane transporter activity. The record is from RefSeq and is a predicted model, not a curated record. Lineage: Eukaryota; Fungi; Ascomycota; Sordariomycetes; Amphisphaeriales; Apiosporaceae. Gene Ontology annotation, biological process: transmembrane transport. The coding region runs from base 1 to 2574 and encodes 857 amino acids.